This is a messenger RNA of Ilyonectria robusta, 3172 nucleotides long. RefSeq names its product acyl transferase/acyl hydrolase/lysophospholipase. The coding region runs from base 284 to 2719 and encodes 811 amino acids. Lineage: Eukaryota; Fungi; Ascomycota; Sordariomycetes; Hypocreales; Nectriaceae. The transcript has 2 exons. Gene Ontology annotation, molecular function: triacylglycerol lipase activity. Gene Ontology annotation, biological process: lipid metabolic process. The record is from RefSeq and is a predicted model, not a curated record.
CGCCCGUAUCCUACACCUCCCCCCGAACCUCCCAACUCCCUAUACCCGUUCUAAAUAUACCCAAUCCUGCCUCUAGUUUGCCUUCAAUCGCCCUCUGCCGUUCUUCGCCGCCCUCACGCUCCUCCGACCGACGCUCCUCCACCGCGAUCCCCUCUCCUUUCAUCCGCGCGCGCAUCGUCGUCCACCGCUCCUCCGUCAUGAGGUAACGCGCCGCCGCCUCUCGCCCCCAGACGUCCUCAAGGCGUCUCCCAAACAUACAGUCUGCUCCGUGCUGGGACUCACCAUGGCCGACCUGCUUGUCCAGGCCCGCUCCGUCCCGGCAAUCCACUCCAAACCCAACAAGUCGGCCGCAAAACCAAACACCAAGGCCAAGAGACCGCCCUCCUCCAAGCCUACUCCCGCUCCCGGCGUUGUCGCCACCCUCCAAAAGGCUCUCAAGGACGCCAAUAAUGCAUACCAAUGGUGCAAGGACGGCUUGACCGAGCAGGAGCGGGAGCGCAAGAGGCUCGUCGAGCAGAGGCGCCAGAUCCUGUGCGCCAAGCUGCAGGAUGCCGACACCAGAACCCAAUGGGAUGCAGCCGCCCAAGAACUCGACGUCCUCGAAGGAAACGAAGAGUGGAAAAAAGACUCCUCGACCGGCGACUAUAACCCCGACCUCAUCGAGGAGCGCCUCCAAGCCCUCGACAAGGCUCGCGCCAACUGCGAUACCCGCACCAUGAUGCACCUCAUCCGUACCGCCCUGUCUCGAGAUCUCGGCGGUAUGGAUAACGUCGACUUAUACCGCCACUCCUACUCGGGAACCAAGCACCUCAUCGAGCGCUACGUCGAGUCCACCAUCCAGACCAUCGAAGCCGUCGUCACUCAAAGCCAACUCGACCACGGCAUUGAGCACCGCGACUUGCUCGAUGGCAUCCUGUUCGCCCGCCAGAGCUACGGCCGAAGCGCCCUUCUCCUGUCAGGCGGCGGCACCUUUGGCAUGGCUCACAUCGGCGUGCUCAAGUGCCUGUUCGAAGCCAAGCUCCUGCCGAGAAUCAUCUCUGGCGCCAGUGCCGGGAGCAUCGUCUGCGCCGCCAUGUGCACACGCACCGACGAGCAGAUUCCGGAACUCAUCAAGGAGUUUCCCUACGGAGACUUGUCCGUGUUCGAAGACCCAAGCGGCAAUGACGGCGUGUGGGACAACCUGCGCCGCUUGCUAACAGAGGGCAGCUGGUCCGACAUCAAGCACCUCUCGAGGGUCAUGCAAGGGUUGAUAGGAGACAUGACCUUUCAAGAGGCGUAUAACCGCACCCGCCGCAUCCUCAACAUCUGCGUCUCCACCGCCUCCGUCUAUGAGCUCCCCCGGCUUCUGAACUACGUCACCGCUCCCAACGUCAUGAUCUGGUCGGCGGUGGCGGCUUCAUGUUCAGUGCCGCUGGUCUUCAACGCCUCACCGCUGUUGGUCAAAGAACCGGCCACUGGCGAGCACAAACCGUGGAACCCAACUCCCCAGCACUGGAUCGACGGCUCCGUGGACAACGACUUGCCCAUGACCCGCCUCUCCGAAAUGUUCAACGUCAACCACUUCAUCGUCUCCCAGGUGAAUCCGCACGUGGUACCCUUCCUUUCCAGAGACGAUCACCUCUCACCAACCGGGCCGCUCGAGCGUGAUCGCUCAACCCGAACCGAUGACCUGGACUGGGUCUGCACUCUCACAUCCCUAGCCAAAGACGAAGCCCUGCAUCGGUUGCAUUUCCUGGCCGAGAUUGGCAUCAUGCCCAACCUAGUCACCAAGUUCCGCAGUAUUCUUAGUCAGAAAUACUCGGGAGACAUCAACAUCCUACCUGAAAUCAACAUGAACGACCUGCCGCGGCUGAUGCGGAAUCCCACCAGCGAGUUUAUGAUUAGAGCUUGUCUUCUCGGCGAGCGUGCCACAUGGCCCAAACUCAGUCGAAUACGCGACCGCUGCGCCAUCGAACUAGCGUUAGAUCACGCCGUCCAUCGGCUACGAGCCCGCGUCAUCUUCUCCGAGAGCCAACGAGACCUCCGACGGAUGCACACCGGGAGGGGGAAGCUCAUGUUCAAGGGCCCGGAACCGCCCAUGGCCAGCAGCGUCGUGAUGGGAUCGAGUCUGGAGAUGAAGUCGUACAAGCGUCAUCGCCGGCAGUCGGGGGGUAGCCUCCAGCUCGCCGACCGGUGGAAUCUCCUCGACAGCGCCAUCACCGACGAUGAGACGGAGCAAGAAGAGCGUCUUGAGAUGCAGUCACGAAGGAGUCGGGCCGGAUCGCCCGUCGCGCUGCGCAAGCCUCGUCUCAAGCGUGCCUCGCGCAGCCAGAUUCACAUUCAGAUGCGAGAAUUGCACGUGAACCUAGCGGAAGUCGACGACUGCGAUUUCGGCGUCGACUUUUCCAAGCCUCUGACGCCACCCUCUCACCUCCAAGCCAGAGACAAGAUAGCCCCGAGCAUCCAAGACGUGGUGCUCGAGGAAUCUGGGACGGCUACUCCCGAUCCUUGGUCUGACCAUACCUGGCGGUCGAGGGGCAACUUUACGUCUCCCGCGGAAGAUGCAGAGACGAGCGAGGCGUAUCAUUCCAGCGAUGGAAUUCGGGAGGACACUGACGCAAGUGACCCCGAGCCCUACGAGGCACAGCCCAGAGACGACCCGUCCAAAUCAUCACAAAGCUCCGGCAACAUCAGUCCGUUCCGGCCAGAGGAGCGGGCGGGGUGGGUGCUCUGGGACUGAUCCGAGGCCAGAUGCGACCAAAUGCAGGUAGACACACGGCGGUAGAGCAUAUCUGGCGAGGCGGCUACACCCUCGCCUUCAUUUCAGGGUAGCAUCUCUGCGGGGUGCAUGGAAGUUUGGAGUUGGAUGGGUAUUAACGUUGCAUGGCACGGCGAACAGGAGGCAUCAGGCUAGUUCACGGGAGAUCAGGUCAUCUGGGGAACUGCAGGCGGGGGAAGCAUUGGGCGUUAGAUGGAGACUCGGCGACAUCACCAAGACUGUUUAAACGCGCACAUUUCACAUGAACCAUUGAGUGCAAGCUCGUGACUGCUGGCAUGUGUUUGGUGGUUGCAUCGUAGACGCCGCAGCAUGUGAAAGCGGCUACUCCAAAACACGUCGGUCACUUGAGAUGAAGGGAUGAGCCCCGCCGCUCACUCACCGAGAUCAAGUAAAUUUAGAGUCUGAGGCAAUCCG